GGUCUGGUCUCCAGACAAAAGUAAAAGUAGCAGAGUGAGUCUUUCUAAUAUUCUGAUUUCUCUCUCAAUCUCUUCUUUUUUCUCCUUCCCCUCCGCCCUGUUCUCGUCAAUUCUGGAACAGAUUUCAGUUUGAUCAAAUCUUAGACGUUCUGUUUUCUGUGUCUGUAUGUGUAAAUAUAUGUAGUAGAGAGGUUUAUGUAUUAGGUCGGGGUUCCGAUGGGGUGUACGCAAUCGAAGAUCGAGAACGAAGAGACGGUGGCCAGAUGCAAGGAGCGGAAGAUGUUCAUGAAGGAGGCGGUGGCGGCGCGGAACGCUUUUGCGGCGGCCCACUCCAGCUACGCUGUUUCCUUGAAGAAUACUGGCGCUGCCCUCCAUGAUUACGCAGAAGGUGAAGCUCAAUUCACUUCUGCUUCUGCUGCUGCUGCUGCUGCCGCCGCCUCCACUUCCGGAUCUUCCUCCGUUCCCGGAAGCUCCGUGGGAAUCCCGCCUUCUAUGACUUCCAACUAUGACCUGCCCCCUCCCCCACCUCUUCCUUUCUUCACGCCGUCUCCUCUGCAGCGCGCCGCCACCAUGCCAGAGAUCUCCAUACCCACGCCCGACUUGAAGCACGAAGACCCGAUUAUUGAGGAGACGGAGGAGGAUAUUGAGGAUGAAAGUGUUCAUGGACUGAAGCAUCGGAGUAGUAAAAGUAGUGGCGGUGGUGGAAUUGGGGGCAGAGUGGACCUGCCGCCGCCUUCGCCACCGCGGACGCCGCCGCAGAGUAUUCCAAUGCCGCCACCGUCGCCUCCGCUCCAUGAUAACUGGGAUUUUUUCUCCUGGGGUCACGAUGCCGGACCUACACUGGCGGACGUGGAUGAGGGCAGAGUUGAAAGAGAGGAACUUCAGCGGAAGCUGUUGGAGGAAGAGGCUAAAAGAAGGGCAAAUGAUGUAAGCGACGGUGGUAGCAAAGGGGGAGGUAGGAGAAGUGGUAAAGAAGAGGCAACUGAGGUGGCAGACAAAGUUGCAGAGCCUCCAACACAGCCGCCUCCCCCUCAGGCAGCACCCACAAAGGUUGCAAAAAGAGUGAAAGUUCAAGCUCCACCUGAGGGUAAAAUGAAAUCCGGGCAGCCUGCAAAUCUUCUACAGAUAUUUUCCGAACUCGAUGAUUAUUUCCUCCGGGCAUCAGAAAGUGCUCAUGAAGUAUCCAAGAUGCUCGAGGCAAAUCGAUUGCAUUAUCACUCAAACUUUGCUGAUCCUAAAGGGCAUGUUGAUCAUGCUACAAAAGUCAUGCGUGUCAUUACAUGGAAUAAGUCCUUCAAAGGCAUGCCAAAUCAAGAUGAUGGGAAAGAUGACUUUGAUUCAGAAGAAAAUGAAACACAUGCCACUGUACUAGACAAGAUGCUAGCAUGGGAGAAAAAGCUCUAUGAUGAGGUUAAGGCGGGUGAGCAAAUGAAACUUGAGUAUCAAAGAAAGGUCGCUUCACUAAAUAAGCUAAAGAAGCGCGGGACAAAUACAGAAGCAUUAGAGAGAAUGAAGGCAACAGUUAGCCACUUGCAUACAAGAUAUAUUGUUGACAUGCAAUCCAUGGAUUCAACUGUUUCAGAAAUAAACCGCUUACGUGAUGACCAACUUUAUCCAAAAUUAAAAUCACUUGUUGAGUCGAUGGCUAGAAUGUGGGAGACCAUGAAGGGACAUCAUGAGAAUCAAUGUCAGAUCGUGCUAGCUCUGAGGUCUCUGGAUAUGUCGCAGUCCCCCAAAGAAACAAGUGAGCACCACUAUGAACGCACUUACCAGUUAGGUGUUGUUGUACAAGAGUGGCAUUCACAGUUUGAGAAAAUGAUAAUCCACCAGAAGGAAUAUAUUAGAGGCCUGAACGAUUGGUUGAAGCUAAAUCUGGUUCCUAUUGAUACAAAUCUGAAGGAAAAGGUUUCAUCCCCACAAAGGCCCCAGAACCCUCCAAUUCUUGCACUUCUGCAUGCCUGGCAAGAUCUGAUUGGGAAGCUUCCUGAUGAGCUUGCUAAAACCGCUAUUUAUAGCUUUUCUGCUGUUGUAAAUACCAUCGUGCAACAUCAACUAGAUGAGAUGAAAUUGAAGGACAGGUGUAAGGAUACAAGAAAGGAGCUUGAAAAGAGGACCAGGCAAUUUGAGGACUGGUAUCAUAAGUAUAUGCAACGGAGAACUCCAAACGAUGACACAGAACAAGAUGGACCUCACGAGGAUAACAAUGUAAUCGAGCGACAACUACAACUAGAAGCACUGAAGCAGAGGUUGAAAGAGGAGGAGGAGGCCUACAUGAGGCAGUGUAUGCAGGUCAGAGUGAAGUCACUGACUAGUUUAAGAACAGGCCUUCCCGAACUUUUUCAUGCAAUGUCAGAAUUUUCUCGUGCUUGUUCGAUUAUGUACCAGACUUUGGAGUCCAUCACACAUCCGCUUAACAGAGAGAGCACAUAACCGGGUAAUGUUUGGCCUCACAAGAUUUUGCGUUGUUCAUAAUUUACUCAGAAUACAUUACAUUACAUUGUAUUGUGUUCUGUCAUUUUGUGUGCUGAGAAACCCAAAAACAAUGUGAUGUGAUAUUUUACUAUGUAAUUUUCAAUAGUCAACAUGGUACUGAGUUCCUUGAAUGAACUUUUCAUUUUCUCAAGUUGCU
This is a messenger RNA of Ipomoea nil (Japanese morning glory), 2629 nucleotides long. RefSeq lists its product as uncharacterized. NCBI's taxonomy places the organism in Eukaryota, Viridiplantae, Streptophyta, Magnoliopsida, Solanales, Convolvulaceae. The record is from RefSeq and is a predicted model, not a curated record. The transcript is spliced from 4 exons. Bases 217 to 2430 code for a protein of 737 amino acids.